Molecule: messenger RNA, 133 nt
Organism: Entrophospora candida
Lineage: Eukaryota; Fungi; Glomeromycota; Glomeromycetes; Entrophosporales; Entrophosporaceae
Source: the annotation of a GenBank genome assembly
AUGGGUCUGUCUAGCGAGGAAAAAAAACAUCUAUAUGAAUUAUUUCAACAACAGCGCCAAAGUCAAAAAUUGGCUGAAGUCAGUGAGGCAAAAAGUCUUUUCGCAAGUUUAACGGAUCUUGAUUAUGAACCUG